AUGCUACCCUGGCAACUGCCCACCCUGAUCGACGGAAUCAUGAAAUUGGCCAACCCUGUUAACACACCAGCCCCUAUGCUCUCGCCAGCUUUCCCUACCUGCGAGCAGUUCCUCCAGGCUUUUGGUGGGGACGACUGCGACUCCCUGGCCUCCAAGGCAGGCCUGCCUCUCCAGGAUUUCCUCACCCUGAACCCAGGUCUGCAAAACGGUCAAGGCUGCCACACUGGGAAUAUCAACGCCGGCUACUUCUACUGCACCAAGGCCUUGCCUGAACCCGAGCAGAAGAAUCGUCCCGAAGCUCCCGAGAAGACCGAAGCUCCCGAGAAGACCGAAGCUCCCGAGAAGACCGAAGCUCCCGAGAAGACCGAAGCUCCAGAGGGGACCCAGGCCCCCGAGAAGGAGACGAUCACGGAGACGAAGAAGAAGAUGAUCAGGCCGGAGCUCACAUCUGAUAGCCAUUGUGAUUUUGGCGACUGCUGGAAGUCUUGGGUCAAGCUGAGCACGGACUCUGGCGAAGACGACAUAUUCAAACGUGCAUCGCGGUCCUGCGAGUCGCUCGCCACGACGUCGUGUACGUCUCUUGCGCGCAUGGACUUCCCCGAUAUGAUCAAGGAGGGCUGCGACAAUUGUGCCGAGUUGCAGAGCGGUUGCUCGUGCUUCAGAGAGGGAAAGUACCAUACCGCUACCGUGGCUUACGUAGUUGGCGGUUACUGA
Molecule: messenger RNA, 714 nt
Organism: Emericellopsis cladophorae
Lineage: Eukaryota; Fungi; Ascomycota; Sordariomycetes; Hypocreales; Bionectriaceae
Exons: 1
Coding region: 1-714 (237 amino acids)
Source: RefSeq, a predicted model, not a curated record